This is a messenger RNA of Pan troglodytes (chimpanzee), 6320 nucleotides long. It is a transcript of the gene ITGA10, whose product is annotated as integrin subunit alpha 10. Gene Ontology annotation, biological process: cell-cell adhesion; integrin-mediated signaling pathway; cell adhesion mediated by integrin. Gene Ontology annotation, cellular component: integrin complex; external side of plasma membrane. The record is from RefSeq and is a predicted model, not a curated record. The transcript has 30 exons. Lineage: Eukaryota; Metazoa; Chordata; Mammalia; Primates; Hominidae. Bases 1228 to 4731 code for a protein of 1167 amino acids. Gene Ontology annotation, molecular function: integrin binding.
UGAGCACCUACAGUAUGUAAAGCAACAUACUUAGUGGGCAUCCAAAAAUCUAAGAAGCUCCACACUCCCAACUUUAAGAAGUUUAUAACCUAGCUGAGGAGUUGGGGUGGCAGAGGAGUGGUCUAAUACUAAAGUUAUUGUCCUGGCUCCACAAAGCACAUCUCAUACCAGUUCAGAUAUAAUCCCUCUAAGAAGCAGAAUGCCAUAUGACAGCAUAGGCUAAGAGCCAAGAACAGAACCAAGUGGAGUGGGGCUGGUAAGGAUUUGGAGCUGUGUCUUCACAAGUUGAGACUCCCCUGGGUGGGUAGGGAAAUGAUACCACUGCUAUCAGCUCUUUCAUUUUCCAUAUUCCAGGUUGAGAUAAAUAAGGUUAGGAAGUGAAUCUAUCGGCCAGGCGUGGUGGCUCACGCCGGUAAUCCCAGCACUUUGGGAGGCCGAGGCAGGUGGAUCUCUUAAGGUCAGGAGUUCAAGACCAGCCUGGCCAACAUGGUGAAACCCUGCCUCUACUAAAAAUAAAAAAUUAGCCAGGCAUGGUGGCAUGUGCCUGUAGUCCCAGCUACCUGGGAGGCUGAGGCAUGAGAAAUGCUUGAACGUGGGAGACAGAGGUUGCAGUGAGCCAAGAUUGCGCCACUGCACUCCAGCCUGGGUGACAGAGUGAGACUCUGCCUUAAAAAAGAAAAAAAAAAAUCUGAAUCUAUCUCCUAUCUCCCAGCUGGGUGCAGUGGCUCACUUUGGGAGGCUGAGGUGGGAGGAUUCCUUGAGUUCAGGAGUUCAAGACCAGCCUGGGUAACACAGUGAAACCCUGUCUGUAUUCUCAAUAUAAAUAAUUUGUCUAAAACUUUUAAACAAAAGUUUAAGAUUCUUUUCUGAUAAAAAAGAAUCCAUCUCCCACUCCUGUUCCAAAUUUGAGGAAAGCAUUAUUGACCUGGCAACAAUAAACAGUAGAAAAAAAGAAAUAGCAGAAAUGGGCAAAAAAAUAUGUUCUCUGGAUAUAGAGAUGAGGCCUCCAGGGGGCAGCACCAAGGCAGAGAAAUAGACUAAGAUCGCUCAGUGUUUUCCUUGGUCUGGGGCUCCCCACAGUUCCCCACCAUCACUCCUCCCAUUCCUUCCAACUUUAUUUUUAGCUGCCAUUGGGAGGGGGCAGGAUGGGAGGGAAAGUAAAGAAAACAGAAAAGGAGAGGGACAGAGGCCAGAGGACUUCUCAUACUGGACAGAAACCGAUCAGGCAUGGAACUCCCCUUCGUCACUCACCUGUUCUUGCCCCUGGUGUUCCUGACAGGUCUCUGCUCCCCCUUUAACCUGGAUGAACAUCACCCACGCCUAUUCCCAGGGCCACCAGAAGCUGAAUUUGGAUACAGUGUCUUACAACAUGUUGGGGGUGGACAGCGAUGGAUGCUGGUGGGCGCCCCCUGGGAUGGGCCUUCAGGCGACCGGAGGGGGGACGUUUAUCGCUGCCCUGUAGGGGGGGCCCACAAUGCCCCAUGUGCCAAGGGCCACUUAGGUGACUACCAACUGGGAAAUUCAUCUCAUCCUGCUGUGAAUAUGCACCUGGGGAUGUCUCUGUUAGAGACAGACGGUGAUGGGGGAUUCAUGGCCUGUGCCCCUCUCUGGUCUCGUGCUUGUGGCAGCUCUGUCUUCAGUUCUGGGAUAUGUGCCCGUGUGGAUGCUUCAUUCCAGCCUCAGGGAAGCCUGGCACCCACUGCCCAACGCUGCCCAACAUACAUGGAUGUUGUCAUUGUCUUGGAUGGCUCCAACAGCAUCUACCCCUGGUCUGAAGUUCAGACCUUCCUACGAAGACUGGUAGGGAAACUGUUUAUUGACCCAGAACAGAUACAGGUGGGACUGGUACAGUAUGGGGAGAGCCCUGUACAUGAGUGGUCCCUGGGAGAUUUCCGAACGAAGGAAGAAGUGGUGAGAGCAGCAAAGAACCUCAGUCGGCGGGAGGGACGAGAAACAAAGACUGCCCAAGCAAUAAUGGUGGCCUGCACAGAAGGGUUCAGUCAGUCCCAUGGGGGCCGACCCGAGGCUGCCAGGCUACUGGUGGUUGUCACUGAUGGAGAGUCCCAUGAUGGAGAGGAGCUUCCUGCAGCACUAAAGGCCUGUGAGGCUGGAAGAGUGACACGCUAUGGGAUUGCAGUCCUUGGUCACUACCUCCGGCGGCAGCGAGAUCCCAGCUCUUUCCUGAGAGAAAUUAGAACUAUUGCCAGUGAUCCAGAUGAGCGAUUCUUCUUCAAUGUCACAGAUGAGGCUGCUCUGACUGACAUUGUGGAUGCACUAGGAGAUCGGAUUUUUGGCCUCGAAGGGUCCCAUGCAGAAAACGAAAGCUCUUUUGGGCUGGAAAUGUCUCAGAUUGGUUUCUCCACUCAUCGGCUAAAGGAUGGGAUUCUUUUUGGGAUGGUGGGGGCCUAUGACUGGGGAGGCUCUGUGCUAUGGCUUGAAGGAGGCCACCGCCUUUUCCCCCCACGAAUGGCACUGGAAGACGAGUUCCCCCCUGCAUUGCAGAACCAUGCAGCCUACCUGGGUUACUCUGUUUCUUCCAUGCUUUUGCGGGGUGGACGCCGCCUGUUUCUCUCUGGGGCUCCUCGAUUUAGACAUCGAGGAAAAGUCAUCGCCUUCCAGCUUAAGAAAGAUGGGGCUGUGAGGGUUGCCCAGAGCCUCCAGGGGGAGCAGAUUGGUUCAUACUUUGGCAGUGAGCUCUGCCCAUUGGAUACAGAUAGGGAUGGAACAACUGAUGUCUUACUUGUGGCUGCCCCCAUGUUCCUGGGACCCCAGAACAAGGAAACAGGACGUGUUUAUGUGUAUCUGGUAGGCCAGCAGUCCUUGCUGACCCUCCAAGGAACACUUCAGCCAGAACCCCCCCAGGAUGCUCGGUUUGGCUUUGCCAUGGGAGCUCUUCCUGAUCUGAACCAAGAUGGUUUUGCUGAUGUGGCUGUGGGGGCACCUCUGGAAGAUGGGCACCAGGGAGCACUGUACCUGUACCAUGGAACCCAGAGUGGAGUCAGGCCCCAUCCUGCCCAGAGGAUUGCUGCUGCCUCCAUGCCACACGCCCUCAGCUACUUUGGCCGAAGUGUGGAUGGUCGGCUAGAUCUGGAUGGAGAUGAUCUGGUCGAUGUGGCUGUGGGUGCCCAGGGGGCAGCCAUCCUGCUCAGCUCCCGGCCCAUUGUCCAUCUGACCCCAUCACUGGAGGUGACCCCACAGGCCAUCAGUGUGGUUCAGAGGGACUGUAGGCGGCGAGGCCAAGAGGCAGUCUGUCUGACUGCAGCCCUUUGCUUCCAAGUGACCUCCCGUACUCCUGGUCGCUGGGAUCACCAAUUCUACAUGAGGUUCACCGCAUCACUGGAUGAAUGGACUGCUGGGGCACGUGCAGCAUUUGAUGGCUCUGGCCAGAGGUUGUCCCCUCGGAGGCUCCGGCUCAGUGUGGGGAAUGUCACUUGUGAGCAGCUACACUUCCAUGUGCUGGAUACAUCAGAUUACCUCCGGCCAGUGGCCUUGACUGUGACCUUUGCCUUGGACAAUACUACAAAGCCAGGGCCUGUGCUGAAUGAGGGCUCACCCACCUCUAUACAAAAGCUGGUCCCCUUCUCAAAGGAUUGUGGCCCUGACAACGAAUGUGUCACAGACCUGGUGCUUCAAGUGAAUAUGGACAUCAGAGGCUCCAGGAAGGCCCCAUUUGUGGUUCGAGGUGGCUGGCGGAAAGUGCUGGUAUCUACAACUCUGGAGAACAGAAAGGAAAAUGCUUACAAUACUAGCCUGAGUCUCAUCUUCUCUAGAAACCUCCACCUGGCCAGUCUCACUCCUCAGAGAGAGAGCCCAAUAAAGGUGGAAUGUGCCGCCCCUUCUGCUCAUGCCCGGCUCUGCAGUGUGGGGCAUCCUGUCUUCCAGACUGGAGCCAAGGUGACCUUUCUGCUAGAGUUUGAGUUUAGCUGCUCCUCUCUCCUGAGCCAGGUCUUCGUGAAGCUGACUGCCAGCAGUGACAGCCUGGAGAGAAAUGGGACCCUUCAAGAUAACACAGCCCAGACCUCAGCCUACAUCCAAUAUGAGCCCCACCUCCUGUUCGCUAGUGAGUCUACCCUGCACCGCUAUGAGGUUCACCCAUAUGGGACCCUCCCAGUGGGUCCUGGCCCAGAAUUCAAAACCACUCUCAGGGUUCAGAACCUAGGCUGCUAUGUGGUCAGUGGCCUCAUCAUCUCAGCCCUCCUUCCAGCUGUGGCCCAUGGGGGCAAUUACUUCCUAUCACUGUCUCAAGUCAUCACUAACAAUGCAAGUUGCAUAGUGCAGAACCUGACUGAACCCCCAGGCCCACCUGUGCAUCCAGAGGAGCUUCAACACACAAACAGACUGAAUGGAAACAAUACUCAGUGUCAGGUGGUGAGGUGCCACCUUGGGCAGCUGGCAAAGGGGAUCGAGGUCUCUGUUGGACUAUUGAGGCUGGUUCACAAUGAAUUUUUCCGAAGAGCCAAGUUCAAGUCCCUGACGGUGGUCAGCACCUUUGAGCUGGGAACCGAAGAGGGCAGUGUCCUACAGCUGACUGAAGCCUCCCGUUGGAGUGAGAGCCUCUUGGAGGUGGUUCAGACCCGGCCUAUCCUCAUCUCCCUGUGGAUCCUCAUAGGCAGUGUCCUGGGAGGGUUGCUCCUGCUUGCUCUCCUUGUCUUCUGCCUGUGGAAGCUUGGCUUCUUUGCCCAUAAGAAAAUCCCUGAGGAAGAAAAAAGAGAAGAGAAGUUAGAGCAAUGAAUGUAGAAUAAGGGUCUAGAAAGUCCUCCCUGGCAGCUUCUUCAAGAGACUUGCAUAAAAGCAGAGGUUUGGGGGCUCAGAUGGGACAAGAAGCCGCCUCUGGACUAUCUCCCCAGACCAGCAGCCUGACUUGACUUUUGAGUCCUAGGAUGCUGCUGGCUAGAGAUGAGGCUUUACCUCAGACAAGAAGAGCUGGCACCAAAACUAGCCAUGCUCCCACCCUCUGCUUCCCUCCUCCUCAUGAUCCUGGUUCCAUAGCCAACACUGGGGCUUUUGUUUGGGGUCCUUUUAUCCCCAGGAAUCAAUAAUUUUUUUGCCUAGGUGCCUGACUCCUUUCAGAUUCCCUCUUUAUCUUCCCUCACAGUUUGGAAAGGAUGAGGGUUAUCUUCCUCGAUUCUUCCACCCUCUCACUUUCCUGCCUGUUCCCCACUCCACAGGAGGGAGCUGACGUUGGCUUGAAAGGAGUAAAGUCAACAUCUGCUGCUUUCCUGUGGACUCUGGUGAUUCAUAGAGCCUGAUGGGGAGAGUCAACAGGAAAAAAGGAGGGAGGAGGAAAAGCCACAAGAGACAUUCUGUACAAUUCCAAGGAACAGAGAAGCCUUUAGACAGGCAACUGCCAUCCCCCCUGAAACCUGAGACCUGUAGUGCACUCGACCGCCCUCAGGUGUUGGUGAAACAGAGCUGCCCCCAGGCUCGCUGGGCAUAGGCUUCCUGAUUCCAAGCCUUUUCUGGGAGCAAAGCCAGGGCCUGGUGCCUGAUUUUCUGAAGCCAGGAGCCCUCAGGUGGCUGGAGCUGGAAUAGCAGGGAGGACUGGGUGUACCUAGGCAGUAUUUUCUCUACUUCUCUCAAGUCUUAUACUCACUCUUGAGCCCUCCUUGGGGCCUGCUUAGAAAGCAGACAGGAGAGAGAGUACUGCUACUUGAUGAUGGGAAAUGCUUUCACUUUACCAGCUUUGGGAAGCAGCAGCCCCAUGGGAUCUAAAAGUGUGGAGUCUGCAUUAAGAAACCUACAUGGGUGGCAUGGGGCUCUGGGGAGCAAGCCCUUACUUGCUCAGCACUGGUUAUGUAGCACAAAUAGCUCCUAGGAAAAUGUUUCUGGGGCAACCCUAGAACCCUGGUCAUAUUUUGCAGGGUUUCUCUGGUGGAAUCAGUUUGCCAGCCCUUGCUUGAUGCUUACUGGAAAUCUCCAGGUUAAUUUCUAUCUCUGAUCCCUCCCCAACCCACUCCAUAUUUGGGUCAUGGACAGUAAAGGCAGUUGGAUUCUUAUAGACAACUGGGUAACUUAUAUUUCUUUGUAAUCAAGACUUGAGAUAUCGAAGUCAGUUAUUGGUCUCCAGAGUGCAGCUCUGGGAGCCUUUUGAAGAAUCAGCACUCAUUAAGAGCUGAGAAGAGAGAAGACCUGAUUGGGUGGUUGACUAGCAGUCACAGAACCUGUCCUCCCAGGCUGUUCCUGAGGCCUGACCACAGUAUUUAUUUUGGCAUGUCUCUGGCCUUCUGCAGAGGCCCACCCUCAUGGGCAUUGUCUCUGUUUCCCAGUGGGGUGGACAGUAUAUCAGAUGGUCAGAACAAAUAAAGUUCAGUGUCAAAUGA